Molecule: messenger RNA, 667 nt
Organism: Dacryopinax primogenitus
Lineage: Eukaryota; Fungi; Basidiomycota; Dacrymycetes; Dacrymycetales; Dacrymycetaceae
Exons: 2
Coding region: 66-413 (115 amino acids)
Source: RefSeq, a predicted model, not a curated record
GCAUUUUGCCCUACGCCCACGAACGACUGUCGACCGGCGAUUGCGUUUAGGACUAAACUAUUAUAAUGGCUCACCCGGUUGUGGUUGUUGAUGCUAAACUUGAUCUUCCUGGAGAGAUUAGACCACCGACCCAAGCAGGCGCCCAGCUCACAGCUUCCGGGACGUACUCCUAUGCUGUCGAUUUGCGGGCCAGCGCUACGAAGCCCACCAACGAGCAGUACUAUGCCGCACUGAGGUCGGCCGUUGUGUCUGCGAAGGAAGAUUUGGGAGAAAGGCUUACUGCAUGGAGGGACGCUGUUGGGGAUAGAGAGAAGGAGAAAGAAGGCGCCGUGGUUGGGAAGAAGGUGCCAAAGCCUGGAGAAGAGGAGGAGAUGGAGGACGAAGAGGAUGAAGAAGAGGAAGGGGAAGAGUGAGAGUGUAUGCAUGGUAUCACUGCACUCAUGAAGGUGCUGCCGUCCACAGUUCAAAACAACGAUACCCGAUUGUCUUUUUUCUGUCGUACCGUAUGGCAUAAUCGAACCUCGAAGCAAGGAAUCGCUCACAGUUCAGAACCAUCGCAUCGUACCACGCCGCCUCCCAAUUCCUACAAGUGGCACACACCUGACGCCUUUAGCUCUCUCGAACUGUUGAACAACGUCACUUCUCUUCUGUGCACUCCCGCAUCUGC